Helianthus annuus (common sunflower) is the source of this 3432-nucleotide messenger RNA. RefSeq lists its product as uncharacterized. Gene Ontology annotation, biological process: telomere maintenance; DNA repair. The transcript is spliced from 14 exons. Lineage: Eukaryota; Viridiplantae; Streptophyta; Magnoliopsida; Asterales; Asteraceae. The coding region runs from base 1 to 3432 and encodes 1143 amino acids. The record is from RefSeq and is a predicted model, not a curated record. Gene Ontology annotation, molecular function: DNA helicase activity.
AUGUUUCGUAUUUUACAAGUUUCAACAACCAAUGUUGAGAGAAGGAAUGUGUAUCAUUUUCCUGCUUAUGCUACUCCAAAUAUUAGCAGUAAUUUGUUUCACUCAUCUUCUGAAGUAAAAGAUAACACAAUUUCAAGUAAGUAUGAAGUUGACCUUCAAGCAAGUCAACGUCAAAGCUGUGGUGAAGAAAGAGAAAAAAGGAAGUAUGUUCUUCAACAAAAGAGAAACAACAGAGGUUCUCAUCCUGCAUCAACAUCUGAUUAUGUUGAAAGGAUUCCAUUUUCAAAUACUUCAAGUGUUUCAACCACCAAUGUUGAGAGAAGGAAUGUGUAUCAUCUUCUUGUUUAUGCUACUCCAAAUAUUAGUAGUAAUUCUUUUCACUCAUCUACACAAGUAAAAGAUAACACAAUUUCAAGUAAGUACGAAGUUGACCUUCAAGCAAUUCAACGUCAGAUGUGUGCUGAAGAAAGAGAAAAAAGGAAGUAUGUUCUUCAACAAAAGAGAAACAACAGAGGUUGUCAUCCUGCAUCAACAUCUGAUUCUGUUGAAAGGAUUUCAAUUUCAAAUACUUCAAGUGGUUCAACCAACAAUGUCGAAAGAAGGAAUGUCCAUCACACUCCUUUUGGAAGUACUAAGCAAAUAUCCAAUUUUGUUGAGAGGACUCCAUUAUCAGAUAUUACAAAUUGUGGAAUAUCUAAAAUUGAAUUACAAAUGAGUGAUGAGAUGUUACCAGAUUCUGUGGUUAAGAAGAUUCAUGGAAUUUCUAAAGAUUAUAUUGAUCAUGGAGAUGCCAUCUUUGUGUGUUCUAAAUGUGAUGCAAUUUCUCAGAUAGAAUGCAAAACUACAAGAAACAACCAGCUUGAUAGUACAACCAUAGAGGGUCUUAAAGAUAUGUUGGAUUCUUGCAAUCCUCUUGUCCAAUCCUUCAGAAUGGUAAGAGAUUGUUUUCAAGAAAAUGAGUUUCAAGAUGUAAGCUUGAAGCUUAUUGGAACAAGAGAUAAGGAUGGAAGAGUUCACAAUUUGCCAACAACAUCAGAAAUUGUUGCGUUAAUACAUGGUGAUUUUGAUGGAGCAUUUAAUAAACGGGACAUUGUUGUUAGAAAGAAGUCUGAUGGUCUUCAAAGAAUUAAUGAGCUUCAUCCCUCUUACCUUGCUUUGCAAUAUCCACUUAUUUUCCCAUAUGCGGAAGAUGGUUAUAGAGUUGGUAUUAAACAUAGAGGGAUUGCGAUUGAUGAUAAGCAGUUUUUGGUUGAUGGAUACACGAUGAUAGAAUCUGCCAGGUUGAAUUAUAUAAGGACACAACAACCUAAACUUAGAGUACAAAAUCUUAAGAACUUGAAUGCUACUGUUGAAAGUGGAGAGAAUAAUGCCUCAAGUUGUGGUAAACCUAUACUUUUACCUUCAUCAUUUACUGGUGGUUCUAGAUAUAUGAUGCAAAAGUACUUGGAUGCUAUGGCAAUUUGCAAGUCUGUUGGAUAUCCCGAUUUAUUCAUAACGGUGACUUGUAAUCAAAAUUGGCCUGAGAUUUACAGGUGUUUGCACGAUAAAGCUCUUAAUGCUGAAGACAGACCGGAUAUUAUCUCUAGAUUAUUCAAGUGUAAAUUGGAUCAUCUUAUAAAAGAUUUCAAGAAACAUAACUUCUUUGGUGAUAUACAAGCAGCCCACUGUUCAAAAAUUUCAGUUAUGUAUACAGUGGAAUUUCAGAAGCGUGGACUCCCACAUGCUCACAUAUGUUUGUUCUUGGGUGCUGAAAGCAAAUUUUUUCCAAAGGCAUCUGAUAUUGAUCGUGUUAUUGCUGCUGAGAUACCAGAUAAAGAAAGAGAUCCUGAAUUAUAUGAGCUUGUUAAGCAAUUUAUGAUUCAUGGACCAUGUGGUACAGACAACCCACUUUGUCCAUGUAUGGUUCAGCAAAAAUGUUCUAAAAAGUUUCCCAAAAAAUAUGUAGAUGAGACUUGUGUUGAUUCUGAAGGAUAUCCUGUCUAUCAUCGUCGUCAAACAAGUAAUAUGGUAGUAAAGAAUGAUGUGACACUUGAUAAUAGAUUUGGGCCUGAUAGAGUCACUACUUCUGUUUUUCAAGCCAAUAGCACCAAGAAUAAUACGGAACAGAAUGUAGCUGUAGAUGAGAUAAAAGCAUACCUUGAAUGUAGAUAUAUCUCUGCUUGUGAAGCUGCUUGGAGAAUAUUCACGUAUGAUAUACAUUAUAGAUAUCCAGCUGUUGAAGUAUUACCUUUUCAUUGUGAAGAUGGUCAGAGUAUUGUGUAUAAUGAUCAUGAUAAUUUGUGUGAUAUUGUUACUGAUCCAACUGUGAAAAUGACAAUGUUUACAGAGUGGAUGAAUCGUAAUAAAGUUGAUGAAUUUGCCAGGACAUUGAGAUAUAAAACAGUUGAUGGGCAGGUUUUUCAAACAUUUAAAGAUGCAUGUUUUGCACGGGGGCUGUUGGAUGAUGAUAAAGAAUAUGUUAAUGCUCUCAAAGAAGCUAGCACAUGGUCAACCGGAGAUUUCUUGAGGACCUUUUUUUCAGAAACGAAGUCCCUGUUAUGUGAAGACAUUCUGUAUCAGCAACGAAAGAUAAUUGGUAUUGCAGAUUUGGAUCUUCAACAAGAAGAACUUGAAAAUAUCUGUCUAUCUGAAAUUGAAAAGUUGCUACUUACCAAUGGAAGUACAGUGAGAAAUUUUGAUGAUAUGCCAAGUGUUCCGGACAAUUAUGUUUCAUCGUCGAACAAUCGAUUGAUAAUGAAAGAAUUAUCGUAUUACAGACUAGCUCUUCAAAGGGAACAUGAUCGUUAUGUAAAGUGUUUAACUGCCGAACAGGAAAGGAUAUAUAAAAUUGUUAUGGAAGCGAUUGAAAAAGGUGAUGGAGGUGUGUUUUUUGUAUAUGGUUAUGGUGGAUCUGGAAAGACGUUUCUUUGGAAGACAUUCUCAGCUGCAUUACGAUCAAAAGGUGAAGUUGUAUUGAAUGUUGCAUCCAGUGGAAUUGCUUCACUUUUGCUGGAUGGUGGUAGAACUGCUCAUUCAAGGUUUGUAAUUCCAAUCAACAUUAAUGAGAAUUCAAUAUGUUCGAUAGAGCCUAAUACUGAGUUAGGUGAUUUAAUUAAAAGAGCAACAUUGAUUAUUUGGGAUGAAGCACCUAUGACUCACAAGCAUUGUUUCGAGGCUCUUGAUAGAACAAUGAGAGACAUAUCACAUUCCAGUCAACCGAACAUGCAAUCAAAGCCGUUUGGGGGAAAGGUCAUUCUAUUUGGUGGUGAUUUUAGACAAAUUCUUCCGGUCAUCCCUAAAGGUACCAGAACAAUGAUAGUCAAUGCUUCUUUGAAUUCUUCUUAUAUAUGGCGGCACUGUCAAGUACUAAAGCUAACUGAGAAUAUGAGAUUAAGAGUUGGUUGUCAGGAAGCAGAUUUGAAAGAAAUAAAGGAAUUUGGAGAAUGGAUUUGA